CGAAGGCAGAGUGUUGUGAAGGUGUUCAUUCCGGUUUCGCGGCAAAGACUCAGACGCGCACGUUAAAUCUUCAUACUAUUAAAUUUCUAUCUUUACUCUUUCCAUUUUAAAUCGUUUCUUCGCGUAAUAAUUCGUUUUCCAUUCGCGUAUAAUAUAUAAUACUUUUAACUCGCGUCGCGAUAAGUUCGUUAUCGUUUCGAUAUUUCGUUUUAAUUAAUACAUAUAGUAGAACGGCCAACCCUGUGCGCGACAACUGAGUGUGAGGCGUAAUACUCAACUCUCCUUGGUUUCCAGAUUACAGACAACCUACAGCAGGAAAACGAACACAAUGAAGACACUAAAUUGUCUGGUGUUCCUAGCAGGAUGUUUUGUUUUUGCAAAAGCACACACCUAUCACAUGGGCGCCUGUCCAGUUGUAGAACCAAUGCAAGGAUUUCAAAUGAGCAACUUUUUAGGAGUAUGGUACGUGAUACAGAAAACGUCGACUGCCAGCAAGUGCAUUAUUUACAAUUACACCCGUGGUGAAGAACCGGGUGAAUAUAUUAUAACGCAGGAAUCUGAUCAUCCAGUAUUGGGUCUAACGCCAUUGAAGCAUGAGUACCAUUAUACCGGAGAAUUGACCGUUCCGGAGCCGAGCACACAAGCUCGAAUGCAAGUUCGUUUUCCCCUUAGCGUAGCAGGAACUGCGUCUCACGUAGUGUUCGCUACAGACUACGACAACUAUGCAGGUAUCUUCACCUGUCAGAAGCUGGCAUUUGCCCAUCGUCAGAGUGCAACCAUCCUUUCCAGGCGACGAGUUUUGGACAAGAGCUACGUGGAUAAGAUACGCGAAAGACUGAGCUAUUUCGGUGUAGAUCCUUAUGAUUUAAGCAUCAUCUCCCAAACCGGUUGCCCACAAGGCAAUAACACCUUGGACAUUAACAUUGACCCACAUACAUUCUCUGCUGAGAACUUUGGUAACGUGGUCCGUAAGGCUGGAGAAAAAUUGGGCGAUGGUGUUCAAUGGGUCGCCAGUACCGGAAGCAAGGUCUACCAUAAGAUAGCCGGAAGCGAGGAGAAGAGUGCCACUAAACCAGCAGAUAAUACUAGAUCUAAUAUUAAUAAGGAUUACGAGACGAAUGAAGUCGAAUGGAUUCCUUAAGAUCAUUUAGAAGUAUGUAUAUUUUAGCUGAUAUGCUCCCGAUGGGCCAUGUCCUGUCGAGGAUAUUCCACCACCGAUAAUAUUCCUUUAAAAUUGUUUUUUAAGUUUAAUGAAACCCUUGAGAUAAAUCCGUGAUAUCUGUACAUCAGACAAUUAAGAAUUGUUGACGGGAUAGAAAGAGAAUGAAAGACUAUCUGACGAGUAAAUUUUUGUAAGACACGAUUGUUAGAAUAAAAUAAAGUUGUAAGAACCAUAUGAA
Osmia bicornis bicornis is the source of this 1400-nucleotide messenger RNA. RefSeq names its product apolipoprotein D-like. The transcript has 5 exons. NCBI's taxonomy places the organism in Eukaryota, Metazoa, Arthropoda, Insecta, Hymenoptera, Megachilidae. The record is from RefSeq and is a predicted model, not a curated record. Gene Ontology annotation, molecular function: pigment binding. The coding region runs from base 329 to 1141 and encodes 270 amino acids.